AUGCUGGUUUGUUUUUUCUUUGAUUUGGUUACUUUCUUGUCUUAUCUGUCAAAUGAGAUCCGUCGACUAGCUCGCGAUGGAUUUCUCGGAAUUACUAUCCACUCGGUCACGGACGCUGACGCUGGAGUUUAUCAAUGUGUAGUCACAAAAUUUUCAAAGCAACCUACAAAACCAGAAAAAGGACUGUCAGCAAAACUAGUCGUUAACGUACCCCCUGAAAUAAGUGUUCCAACUAACCAUCAAGUCAUUCACAGAACAAUUGGAUCAGAUUUAGCACUUGAGUGCAAAGCAGACGGUGCACCAUCGCCAGAAAUCACUUGGUCCAGGAACGAUCAAAUCAUCAGCACAUCUCCAGUACUAACACUGAGCAAUCUAUCUGGAAGUGAUGGUGGCUAUUACACUUGCCUGGCAGUGAAUAUUGAAGGGAAUCACACUUCAUCAAUAGACUUGAGGUUUUCCAAAGCAACAAGUUUAGACUUGGUGCCGUUAAACAAGACGGUGAUUGAAGGAUCGAAUGUGUUCUGGCAUUGCCAUGCAAACUCCCAAGCCACUUCAAUAUCGUAUUCUUGGUUUUUCGAGAAAAAACCUAUUAAAACAACUCCUCUAGGCUUACGUUCAAAUAUUCGGUCUGGCGACCUUUCUCUUCUAGACGUCAGAAAAUCGGAUAGCGGUUGGUACACUUGUGAAGCAAAGAAUCCAACUGGUGAAACGACAAGUUCAACGGCUUAUCUACAAGUUUUUUAUCCACCUGAACCAUCGGAAACACACCAGCCAGUGAAGACAGUAGCCUCUGGAAGGAACGCAACGGUUUCGUGUGAUAUCACAGCUAAUCCUAAACCUACCAGUUACACCUGGACCAAAAAUGGACAUUUUCUACCAUCACAAAUUUCGGUACCUCAGGCAAAAAGUGAAAUUUUCAUCGUGCAUGCAAAACCGGGAGACGGCGGAAUCUACGGAUGCCAGGCGGAUAACAUUGCCGGAAAAGGGUCAAUUGUGGAAACUCAUGUUAUCGUGGCAGAGCCACCAGUGUUCACUGUCUUGCCUCCGUCUAAAAUCAAAGUUAGGCUUGGCGAUGAUGUAACUAUUCCUUGUCAAGGAUUUGGAGAUCCCAUGCCUAUAGUUUAUUGGGUUAGGGACAAGGUAACUUCAAAAACCUGUAAUGAUGUAAAAAUUGAUGUUACCAAGCCUCAAAUGGCAACAGGUCUCAAAUUCACUUGUCUAAACAGUAGCUCGAUGAGGAUUUCAUGGAUACCAGGAUACAACGGAGGAUUUGAUCAGACGUUUGCAGUUCACGCUCAGAACGACAUGAAUUUACAGUGGACAUCCAUCAAAACCUCUCGCAAUGAGACAAUUUUGGAUCAUUUAGAACCAUUUGUGUCGUAUCGUGUCAGUAUAGAGAGCGUUAAUGCUAAAGGGUCCACCAAUUCAACGACCUACAACAGGAGAAGUAAUUUUUUUCGUUUUUUUUUCUUUCGUAGAAAAUUUUUGAUUGCAGGUUGCACUAGUCUUCAUGCUCCUGAUAAACUGUACAUUUGUGGUUAUAACGAGUUAUGCUGGACAGCGGCGGAAGGAGCAUCUUCUUAUAGAAUCGAAAGUCGGACGGAACCUAGCAAAAACUUUCAGCCAUUGGCUGAGGUUAUUGAAACAUACUAUAGACUUGGAAAAGAUGUUGAUGAAACAAAGCAGACUGUUUUUCGAGUGAGAAGCUCUAGACCAUCAUAUCCACCGAGCGAACCGAGCAAUUCGUUGAGACUUGGCCUCGCCGAAAACGCCGAUCUCUCCAUUUUCAUCAUUGUUGCAGUUUUUGGUUUAUUUUUCAUUUUCGCUUGUGGUUGGUUUGCUUGGAGAUGUUUCAACAAUAAAAACAAGAAAGCGAAACGUCGAAAGAGUCAAAGCACGUCAACACCAUCAAAGACUUAUCAAGAUUACGGAAGGUUCACAUAUGGCGACGCCACUACUUCUAGUCAACCAAGCACGGAAACCUACUACGAGCCUUCAUUGAGAUUAUUGGAUGAGCACGAAUGGAGAGGACCACGUGAUUUGGAGCCUGUCGCCGUACGAUAUCCGCCGGUAACAAUAACAUUUUAUAUUGAAAACAAGAAUUUGAUAUUUCAGUCUCUCGCCGAGCUCGAUUAUGACAUUGGUGAAGAGAAUCCAAUCGACGAUAUGUUCCGCGAUCGAUAUAUUCUUGGUGUCCAAGAUCCACCGGCACAGCUAUAUCAAGAUUUGAGGCUAGAAAGACUUCGCCGCGAGUAUAAGCAAUCUCAAAUCUGA
Molecule: messenger RNA, 2274 nt
Organism: Caenorhabditis briggsae
Lineage: Eukaryota; Metazoa; Nematoda; Chromadorea; Rhabditida; Rhabditidae
Gene: Cbr-igcm-2
Product: Protein CBR-IGCM-2
Exons: 14
Coding region: 1-2274 (757 amino acids)
Molecular function (GO): protein binding
Source: RefSeq, a predicted model, not a curated record